AUGAUAAUUUUGAAAUCAGUGUCGCAGUUGAAGGUGAGCAGUUGUUAAGAGAAGUUCAUUAUCAGUAGUGGCCAGCAUGGUGGAGAUAGAUAUCAGAAUACUAGUGAUAGUCACCGUAAUAGCAAUAGCGGCAUACAAAUGGUUGACCAAAAACAACAACUAUUUUCAUGAAAAACCAAUCCCGUCGAUGGCAGCAAAGCCUUUGCUCGGAAGUACCGGUUCGCUGGUGUUGAGAAAAUACUCGCUAAGCGAGUUUAUCAAUCAGAUCUACAACAAGUUCCCCAAUGUGAAAGUAUUUGGCUUAUUCGAUGCGAUGACACCAGUUUUCAUAAUUCGUGAUCCGGAGCUAAUCAAGAAAAUCACUGUCAAGGACUUCGACCAUUUCAUUGAUCACCGACCUACAUUCGGAGAUAGUAAUGCCGACAAUCCCCACCUACUCUUCAGCAAAGGCCUAUUUGCUUUAAAUGGGGAAAAGUGGAAGGACAUGCGUACUACUUUGAGCCCAGCAUUUACUGGUAGCAAAAUGCGGCAAAUGUUCGAGCUGAUUAUUGAAUGCUGCGAAAAUGUUACAAAUUACCAUUUGAUGAAACCUCAAAAUUCACUGGAAGUAGCAUUGGGCAAUCUUUUUACCCGACUAGGGACAGACGUUAUUGCCUCAUGUGCUUUUGGAUUCAAAGUAGACUCAUUCGGAGAGCAAGAUAAUGAAUUCUACAAACAAGGGCGCAAAAUGAUGCGAUUCGACAGAUUAAGUAUUGCUUUGAAAAUAUUUGCUUUCAAAUUUUUUUCAAAGACCAUGAGUAGACUAGGAAUAGAUCUUAUCGAUCGAGAACAGGCUCAAUAUUUUCGGUCCAUAAUUAUAAGUGCAAUUAAAGAGCGACAAACAAGGGGCAUUGUUCGAAAUGAUAUGAUCAAUCUUUUAAUUCAAGCGAAAAACGGUGUACUACGACAUCAGCAGGAGAAGGAACAGAAUGAAGCGUUCGCCACAGUUCAGGAAUAUGAUGUGGGCAAAUCAACAGCGGCAAACUCUAUGACAGAAAACGAGAUGAUCGCUCAAGCGUUUGUAUUCUUCUUAGCAGGAUUUGAAACUGUUUCCACCACGCUAACUUUCUUGGUUCAUGAUCUAGUCGUGCAUCAGGAUAUUCAGCAGAAUCUGUUCAAAGAAAUUUUAGAGACCAACAAAAAUUUGAAUGGCAAAAAACUCAAUUAUGAUACACUACAGAAAAUGCGAUACAUGGAUAUGGUCGUCUCCGAAAGUAUGCGAAUACGACCGGUUGCUGCUUUCUUAGAUCGUCUUUGCACUAAAGACUAUGAGCUGGAUGAUGGAGAAGGUUUGAGAUUCAGCAUAGAGAAGGGAACAGCCAUUUGGAUUCCAACCCAAGGUAUCCAUCUUGAUCCCAAAUAUUACCCGGAACCCACAAAAUUCAAUCCUGAAAGGUUCAAUGACGAAAACAAAGGCAGUAUCAAUCCAUUUACGUAUCUUCCUUUUGGUAGUGGCCCAAGAAACUGCAUUGGUAAUCGAUUUGCCUUGGUUGAGAUAAAAUCGGUUAUUUAUCAUUUGUUAUUACACUUUUCAUUUGAGUUGAGUCCCAAAACUCAAGUACCGUUAAAAUUGCGCAAAGGAUUUACCAUAUUGGCAGCUGAGGGUGAAGUGUAUGUAAAUAUGAUAAGGCGCCAAAUGCAAUGAUACAGCAAGUUUAGUUGAAGAUAACCAGCAUGGGCCUAGGCGAGAAGUACACAGUGGGGUGACUCUAUAGACUUCUAUACCUAUAUAUGCUGGCCAAGCAAAAAAAUGUCUUCAAAUCAUGAAAAAUACAUGGUUUUUAUAUAAUUUUGGGACCCUGAGUCCGAAUUUGAUAUUAUUUUUGCAUGAAAAUGCGUAUUUUUGACGUCAGGGGAAUUUUCAUGUAUUUUAUAAAUAUUAUAUGAGAAAAAUUUUACGUCGGUUUCAAUUUUUUGGAAAACAAAAUGCAUGAUGCUUGAAAGACUUCCAUAUGCCAUAAAAAAACAUAAAAGUAGUAUUCAGUUAUUGAGAAAAUAAAAAAAUAUCAAUUGAAAAAUAUGCUUUGUGAUGAAAAUUA
Wyeomyia smithii (pitcher-plant mosquito) is the source of this 2078-nucleotide messenger RNA. Its product is annotated as probable cytochrome P450 9f2. Lineage: Eukaryota; Metazoa; Arthropoda; Insecta; Diptera; Culicidae. The coding region runs from base 77 to 1684 and encodes 535 amino acids. The transcript is spliced from 2 exons. Gene Ontology annotation, molecular function: oxidoreductase activity, acting on paired donors, with incorporation or reduction of molecular oxygen; monooxygenase activity; iron ion binding. The record is from RefSeq and is a predicted model, not a curated record.